Tupaia belangeri chinensis (Chinese tree shrew) is the source of this 2121-nucleotide messenger RNA. RefSeq names its product KLF transcription factor 17 (gene KLF17). Lineage: Eukaryota; Metazoa; Chordata; Mammalia; Scandentia; Tupaiidae. Gene Ontology annotation, molecular function: DNA-binding transcription factor activity, RNA polymerase II-specific; RNA polymerase II cis-regulatory region sequence-specific DNA binding. Gene Ontology annotation, biological process: regulation of transcription by RNA polymerase II. The coding region runs from base 67 to 1227 and encodes 386 amino acids. The transcript is spliced from 3 exons. The record is from RefSeq and is a predicted model, not a curated record.
GCCCCGUGGUCUGCAGUCGAGCUGGACGCGCACGCAGUUCCGCUGUGCAGCCGACCCCGGGCUGGGAUGGAGCUGGAGGCUGAGGAGCUGAGCCAGUGGCCGGAGGUGCACCAGCCCACCCUGGACAAUGAACAGCUGAUGCCCGUCCCAGAGAGCUCUCCGUCUUCCGGAAGCAGUGGCAUGUACACCUUUUGGAACCAUGGCCCACCAGGCAUUCAGUACUGUCCUCAGGGCACAGAGAUGGCGAGGAUCCCCCUGGUGUCUGCGGAGGCACCUAGGCAGGACGUGGGUGGAGUGGGGUCACCGUGCUGUGUGACAUUGCCUGAGCACGGUGUGAGCUACUGCCCCCAAGCAUCUGCUCCUUCCCAGACGAUUUACUUUCAGGGAAUGUCUCUUGCCCAGCCAGGGAUGAUGAUUUUCAAGGGGCCCCAGAUGAUGCCCCCAGGAGAACCCAGUGUUCCAGGUGCAGCCAUGACCUUCAGUGGGGAUCUGAGGAUGACCUCCGGUGGGCUGCCAGUCUCGGCUGCCAGUGGAGUCCCAAUGGUAUCCCACAUGCGGGCCCCAGCAGUGCCUUAUUCUGGCCUCCCAACAGCACCUAAUCCCGGAACCUCUGUAGUACCUAAAAUGUUUCUGACCCCAACCAUGCCUUCCACUGAGUCCAAGCCUGUGCUUCCCUCGCUGGCUCAGGUAUCUCCCAGGAGAGAUCCCCACAACCUUGGGAUGCCCCCAACAGGGACCCAAUCGUUGCUAGACUUAGAAUCCCAGGAUGGUGUUGUGAGCCAGCCAAAAGCCCAGGAAGACCCCUUCCUGCCUGAGCAGCCCAUACCUGCUCCGCAGAGAGCAGAGCAGAGUCCCAGGGCCCAGGAAGGGGCACCUAGGAGGAAAUGCCCAGUUUCAAAGCCUUACUGCUGCCAGCAUGAGAACUGUGGCAAAGCCUACACCAAGCGCUCCCACCUCGUGAACCACCAGCGCAAACACACAGGGGAGAGGCCCUAUAAAUGCAGAUGGGAAGGCUGUGCGUGGUCUUUCUUCCGUUCUGACGAGCUUGGACGACACAUGCGCACACACACCAGAUACCGACCACAUCGAUGUGAGCUGUGCGGCCGGCAGUUCAUGAGAUCUGACCAUCGCAAGCAACACCAAACCACUCACAGGCAGUUGCUGGGAUCCCCAGACCCUCAGGACAACCGUGGACAGAUGGGUGACCCUCCUGCUCCUGGUCUCUAGGCCAGUCUUCACUUGCCCUCAUUUUGGCUUUUCUACCCAGAUCCCGCCUGCCUCUGACCAGCUCCUCUUUGGCAGGGGUAGUCAUGGUAGAAAGGAAGCCCAUGGUGCAGUGCUGACACCCAGACGAUGCUGCCAUCAGGCAUGCCUUGAAACCCUCAGAACUUUCCGGGAUGCCGUCACCUCUCUGGGGCGACCUGCUUUCGCCGGAUGGAAGAGGGAGCUCAGCAGAGACUGGGAGCUUUAUUUAAAAGCCCUUUAGCUCGGUCACUCACCAGCUUGAAACUUUUUAGCAUCUCUUCUUUUCUGCUAUGCAAAAGCCAAGUUAAAGAUCUUGGUCUCCACAGUUGCCAGAGGCAGACUCUGUUCAAAUUCCAAAUGUAUCACUUACUAGCCAUGCGACCUUGACCACUGUGCCUUGUUUUCUCUUCUGGAAAGUGAGGAAAACAGCACUGGACUGUACUGGACCUGGUACAUGUACUGCAUCAGCUCCUGCUGGACCUCACCAGCCGCGUGCCCGGGGCUCCGGCUCUCCCCACCACUUCCAGACUUGGAGAGAAUGCCCCACCGCAAGGCCUUGACGUUAGCUACCUGGAAGUGGGGGUGAAGUUAAUACUUGGGUAAAAUAUGGCUCCUGGGAAAUGGGAGAGAGGAGAGAGCCAGGUGGAUUGGUUUCCCCUUCUUCCCUCCCUUCUGUGACUUCUGCCAGGCACCAUUUCUCCAGGACAAGACAACCUGUGGGGACACUUUCCAAGUAGCUGGUGGACACACCCCCGUGCCUCUUCAGGCUUGUCCUGAAGCAGUGCCCAGCCGGGUAACUCAUCACCCCCAGGACGGCAGACCUUCCCUGCCUUGCUUCCAUCUUCUCACACUGCUCUGGGUUUGCACCUCCCAAAU